UUAGGAUAGUAAUUCAAUCAAUGGUCUGUAUGUGUUAGGAAUUGACCGGUUUUUUAUUGUAGUCUGUACUUCAAACUCCGAUAAGUUAAUUGAUGCAAUACAAAACGGACGUUGUACCUACUUAACACCUAUUUAUAAUUUUAAAAAUGCCGACUUGGAAUCAGAUUCAGUCACAGCUAAGAAAUCCAAAUAAUCCAGUGGUGUUCUUUGAUAUUACUGUAGGAACCACGGAUAUUGGCCGAAUGAUUUUCGAAUUGUUUGCUGAUGUUGUUCCUAAAACUAGUGAAAACUUCAGAGAAUUUUGUACUGGAGAGUAUAGAAGAGACGGCGUUCCUUUAGGGUAUAAAGGAGCUACUUUCCACAGAGUUAUCAAAGAUUUCAUGAUACAAGGAGGAGACUUUGUCAAUGGAGAUGGCACAGGAGUCAUGAGUAUUUAUGGUGGAAGCACUUUUGCUGAUGAAAACUUUUCAUUAAAACAUGAUUCGCCAGGAUUGCUUUCAAUGGCAAACAGCGGCAAAGACACAAAUGGAUGCCAGUUCUUCAUUACCUGUGCUAAGUGUAAUUUCUUAGAUAAUAAGCAUGUAGUCUUUGGAAGAGUUAUUGAUGGAUUAUUAGUGAUGAGGAAAAUAGAAAAUGUGCCAACAGGACCCAAUAACAAACCAAAAAUACCAGUGACUAUAUCACAGUGUGGGCAGAUGUAAAUAAAAUUAUUUUUUGUAA
Plodia interpunctella (Indianmeal moth) is the source of this 720-nucleotide messenger RNA. RefSeq lists its product as uncharacterized. Bases 147 to 701 code for a protein of 184 amino acids. Gene Ontology annotation, molecular function: peptidyl-prolyl cis-trans isomerase activity. The record is from RefSeq and is a predicted model, not a curated record. Gene Ontology annotation, biological process: protein peptidyl-prolyl isomerization; protein folding. Gene Ontology annotation, cellular component: intracellular membrane-bounded organelle. The transcript has 3 exons. Lineage: Eukaryota; Metazoa; Arthropoda; Insecta; Lepidoptera; Pyralidae.